Molecule: messenger RNA, 4973 nt
Organism: Hemicordylus capensis (graceful crag lizard)
Lineage: Eukaryota; Metazoa; Chordata; Lepidosauria; Squamata; Cordylidae
Gene: BRD8
Product: bromodomain containing 8
Exons: 29
Coding region: 127-4476 (1449 amino acids)
Cellular component (GO): NuA4 histone acetyltransferase complex
Molecular function (GO): protein binding
Source: RefSeq, a predicted model, not a curated record
CCACACCUUAGGGAAGAUGGCGGCGGGGACGGGUAGUGAGUGAUGGUUUUUCUUUUGGGCUGAAGGGGUGCAGACUAGCUGGGUUGCUCCUCUUUGUAUUAGGGCGCUUGUUUCCUUAAUAGCGAGAUGAAAGGCAAGCACAAAUUGCUGAGUGCUGGACCCACGGAGCCAUGGUCUAUCCGGGAGAAGCUAUGCUUGGCUUCUUCUGUCAUGCGAAGUGGGGAUCAGAACUGGGUGUCUGUCAGCAGAGCUAUCAAGCCCUUUGCAGAGCCAGGCCGCCCACCUGACUGGUUUUCUCAGAAGCACUGUGCAUCACAGUAUUCUGAACUCCUCGAGACAACAGAGACACCAAAAAGAAAGCGUGGUGAGAAGGGAGAAGUGGUAGAAACUGUGGAAGAUGUUAUUGUGAGAAAACUGACAGCGGAACGGGUUGAGGAGCUGAAGAAGCUGAUAAAGGAGACACAGGAGAAAUACAGGCAGCUGAAGAGGGAUGCUGAGCUGAUCCAGGCGGGACAUAUGGACCACAGGCUGGAGGAACUGUACAAUGACAUUUUGGUGAAGAAAAGAAUGGAGGAAGAGGAGGCAGAGGUGAAGAGGAAAGCUACAGAUGCUGCUUAUCAAGCUCGUCAGGCAGUUAAGAACCCAUCCCGAAGGUUGCCAGGAAUGAUGGUCCGUUCUCCAGCAGGCUCAACCUCACCAGGAACAGACUACACUUUAGGCGACUUGUCUCAGCCCACUGUGGAAGAGGCUAGUCCAGGGGUAACUCCAGGGACAUUGCCCAGCACCCCAGUUGCCUCCUUCAUUGGGAUCCCUGACACCCCUAUGGGCUCCACCUCCCUGGAUGCCCCCAUGACCCCAGUCACAGAUGAUUCAGCCCAGAAAAAGAUGCUAGGACAGAAAGCAACUCCGCCUCCUUCUCCUCUGCUUUCAGAGCUGCUGAAGAAGGGCAGUCUCCUGCCCACAAGCCCCAGGCUGGUUGGAGAGAGUGAUAUAACAGUUGUCUCUGGUCACACAAGCACCUCUGGUAUCCUGCUGGAGGUGGGAGGGGUCCUUCCUGUGCUGCAUGGUGGAGAAAUGCAGUCAGCUUCUACCACUGUUCCUGCAUCCCCUGCUGCUUCAGGUGCUCCUACUCUUUCCCGCCUUUUAGAAGCUGGUCCAGCACAAUUCACAACAUCGCUUGCUUCCUUUUCUGCUGUUGCCAGUGAACCUCCAGCCAAACUCCUGCCUCCCCCUGUAGAGUCCGUGUCUCAGGCAACUAUAGUCAUGGUGCCCACGCUCCCAGCACCAGCUGCUGUGCUACCAGCUGCAACUCCAGAAAGUGUAGCGACAGGCUUUCACUUGACUUGUCGCUCUUGUCCAGUGAGUCAGUCCAACACCUGUGUUUCCAUGGAGGCAGUGCCUGAUCCUCACACUGUGACAGUGUCAAUGGACAGCAGUGAAAUUUCCAUGAUCAUUGAUUCCUUCAAGAAAGAUUGCCGGGGCUCUGGGGCAUCUGGCGCUGUAGGGACUUCCAAAGACCACAGCAUGGAUGGGAAGGAAGACCUUGAUCUGACUGAGAAGAUGGACAUUGCAGUCUCCUACACAGGGGAAGAGCCUUCCUACACUGGGGAAGAACUGGACUUUGACACCGUUGGGGACAUCAUAGCCAUCAUAGAGGACAAGGUGGACGACCAUCCCGAAGUUCUGGAUCCAGCAACAGUUGAGGCUGCUUUGUCUUUCUGUGAAGAGAUUGGGGACUCUCAGUCCCUGACUGGCCCCUGGGAGCAUCCACUCCAGCAAGAACUUCCGCUCCAACAGGAACACGAGAAGCCGAAUCCGAUCCCCCAAAUGGCUGUGACCGUAAAGCAAGAGAGAUCAGACUGUGAGGAAUCUGAGGUGAAGGGGAUCAGAGAUCUAAUGAACAUUGGGGAUCUGGGAACUGAAAUAAAGCCAGAGCCUGUGGAGCAGGAGCAGAUUCAUUUGGGUUCUGAGGAUGCUGAUCUGCUAGCAAGCAGAACCAGCGAAGCUCCUGAGCUGAGGGGCCAGAUCCCUCAGGAUGAAGAGACACAGGUCGCAGGUCUGGAGAGCUCUGAAAUGGAGAUGGAAUCGGCAAAAGAUGAAAUGGAUCAUGGUACCGUGAAGACGGAGCUCCCCCCUGAUGAUGAGACGUCCUCUCCACAUGCUCCAAGUGCAAGUGAAGACUCCUCACAGGCGGACCUUCACCACAAAUAUGAGCUUUCGGAAUCCAUGAAGGAGGAAACCCAAGCUCUCUUUGGGAACCAGAUGAAGGAUGCUCAGGGUGAAGAGGAUGAUGAGGAUGGUGCCAGCGAGGCUGCCAGUCUGGAGGAGCCCAAAGAGGAGGAUCAGGGCGAGGGCUAUCUCUCAGAAAUUGACAACGAGCCUCCUGUGAGUGAGAGUGAUGAUGGCUUCAGUAUCCAUAAUGCACCUCUGCAGUCUCACACACUGGCUGAUUCCAUCCCCAGCAGCCCUGCCUCCUCACAGUUCUCUGUUUGCAGUGAGGAUCAGGAGGCCAUUCAGGCCCAGAAGAUUUGGAAAAAAGCUAUUAUGCUGGUUUGGAGAGCAGCAGCCAAUCACAGGUAUGCCAAUGUCUUCUUGCAGCCAGUGACUGACGAUAUAGCACCAGGUUACCACAGUAUUGUACAGAGACCAAUGGACUUAUCAACCAUUAAAAAAAAUAUUGAGAAUGGGCUGAUCCGAACUACAGCAGAGUUCCAACGUGAUAUCAUGCUGAUGUUCCAGAAUGCUGUCAUGUACAACAGCUCUGACCAUGAUGUGUACCAUAUGGCUGUGGAGAUGCAGCGGGAUGUUUUGGAGCAGAUCCAGCAAUUUCUAGCCACACAGCUGAUCAUGCAGACGUCUGAGUCUGGGAUCAGUGCAAAAAGUCUGCGUGGACGAGAUUCCACUCGGAAACAAGAUGCUUCAGAGAAGGACAGUGUCCCCAUGGGCUCCCCUGCCUUCCUCCUUUCUCUUUUUAUGGGUCAUGUGUGGACAUGGCUAGAAUCCAAAGGAGAAAUCUUCACAGACUCUGAGAAGAGCAGCUACUGCCCAUCGCUUGGCUCUCCAGACUCCAGCUCGGAUCUGGAUCUAGACCUAGAAAUAGGCAGCUGGAGAAAGUCCAUAGAAACUGCUGAUGAGGAGUUAGAGGAAAGCAGCAGCCAAGAGGAGGAUAGCCAACUGGAGACUAGUGACACUUUGGCAUGGGAAAGGGACAGCCAAGUAGACCAAGAAGAGGCAGCAAGAUACAAGCAGGAUGCUCUCUUGAAGUUCCUGUCAGAGGUGACACACCUGAUGGAGCCACUUUCCAUUGGUAGCACAUACCUGGCACAGGGUUCUCAGACUCUUAGUGCUGGGGAACAGAAGGGAUGGGAAGACUUGACUCACAGAAGAGGCACAUGGGGAUCUUCCAUCCCCAAAGAGGAGAAAGUAGGGGAAGAAAGUCAGUUACAGGUCCUAAAAGAAAAAGCUGGGGAGAGAGCUGCACCCAAGGGAAAGGAGAACUUGGCAUUGCAGGUCUCAGGACUGCCUAUCAGGAGCUGGGAAGCAGAGGAGAUGGAAGAGCUGCAGGAUCUAUGUGAGGAGACAGGAGACUCUCCAACUCAGUGCAGCAGGCUUAAGACCAUUGAUAGAGAUUCUGGAGAGAAGGUGCUACAUGUCUUGGUGGAGAGUACGGAAGGAAGGGAUGAAGAUGAGGAAUAUUCUUUCGAGCUUAUGAAUCGGACAUCCUUCACCUGGAGAACACUGGAGGAAGAGUUUCCAAAAAGCAUAAAAGAAGUGUCUGUGGAACACCCCGAAGAGCAAGUGGAGGACUGGAAGGAUAGUGACUUCCACCUGAGUAACAGCAAUGAUGAUUCCAGUCCCUGUGGAACACCCCCAAUGAGUUCUCCUUCUACAAGUACAGCCUCCUUGCCUUUGAUGCAGCUGAGCCAAGAUGACCCACUUGAGCAGCAAUUGCUUUUCAAAAAAACUCUGAUGUCUAUCUGGAAGAUGGUGGCUGGUCACAGAUACAGUGGCCCCUUCUUGAAGCCCGUGUCAGAGAAGCAGGCACCUGGAUACAAAGAUGUGGUGAAAAGACCAAUAGAUCUUUCUACCAUAAAGAGGAGUCUCUCCAAGGGUCAGAUUCAGAAUAUGGUCCAAUUCCAGCGCGAUCUCAUGCUAAUGUUCCAGAAUGCUGUCAUGUACAAUAGUUUCAACCACCACAUACACCGCAUUGCUGUGGAGAUGCAGCGAGAGGUCCUGGAACAGCUCCAGAUGCUGGGCGAGGCACUCCUGUGCUCAGAAGAGAUGUGUGGCUUCAUGAGAAGGAUUUCCUUAGGUACAGAGCUUUGCCUGAAGUCUCCCAAAUGUGAGAGGUACUCACCUCAAGAUGGAAGCCGCCUCUUGACUUUCUCAGUGUUGAGCAGAGUGAACCUUCCAGAGUGCCUGAAAGGUACACACAUGCUAUUCCUGAUGGAAACAAUGUAUGGACCUUCAUCCUGAUAUUGCUGCCUUCAUGAAAUAUUUACAGGUGCUGAGGAGCAAGACAAAUUAGGCUGAUUCAGCGCUGAGAAUCUGGAGUUCAGUGGCCUUGCCCUUGCCCUUGCCACCUUCAGUCUUACUCUGCAGCAAAGUUUCAAAGUUCUUAGUUUACUACUAGAGUUUAACAGUUUGAAAUCCUCACCCUUCCCCAACAUCCCUUAAAAUGUUUCCCACUUGUCAAGUUGGCAGUCUUGUUUAUAUUUGGAAACUGGUUGUCUUCUUAGGCUGUAGCCGACAAAUGCCACACUUCAUUCAUAGCUGUCUCCUUGGACAACGUUAUUUUGUCUUCUGAUCCAGGGACUCUCAGUUGGAUAGGAAGUGAAGGCAGAGGACUAGUUACAGCCAGAUGAAGCCAAAGUGUGUCUGCUAGAGGCUGGGUCCCUUCUUUUAUAGCAGACACUCAUAAUGGGUUACCAAAUGUAUAUUUGGGGAAAAAAUAAACGUUGACUAUAUUGCAA